AUGCCUGGAUUCCCAAUUCCUCACCUCCCCUUCUUCCUCAUCCUCCUCUUCACCUCCAAUGCCGCCGCCGGAGCUCCUCUCUCGCUCCCUUCCGCCCACCAAUUCAAAGAAGCCCCUCAAUUUUACAACUCCCCUGAAUGCCCUGCCAUCGACUGGGACGACGGCGGCGGCGGCGCGACACUCUGCUCGAAUCGAGCCGUCCACGUGGCGAUGACCCUCGACACAGCCUACCUCCGCGGCUCCAUGGCCGCGAUCUUCUCCGUCCUCCAGCACUCCUCCUGCCCGCAGAACAUCGCCUUCCACUUCGUCUCCUCACAAUCCGCCGACGCGUCGUUCCUACGCGCCACCAUCUCCUCAUCCUUUCCUUACCUGAACUUCCGGGUCUACUCCUUCGACGACUCCACCGUCGCGGGGCUGAUCUCCGCCUCCAUCCGCUCCGCGCUCGACUGCCCCCUCAACUACGCCCGCAGCUACCUCGCCGACAUCCUCCCGCCCUGCGUCAGCCGGAUUGUCUACCUCGACUCCGACCUCGUCCUCGUCGACGACAUUGCCAGGCUGGCGCGCACCGACCUCGGGGACCGCGCAGUGGUGGCGGCGCCGGAGUACUGCAGCGCCAAUUUCACUGCCUAUUUCACCCCUAGCUUUUGGUCAAACCCUUCUCUGUCCCUGACGUUUGCAGACAGGAGGGCGUGUUAUUUCAAUACAGGGGUUAUGGUGAUAGAUCUGGGUCGGUGGAGGGAAGGGGGUUAUACGCGCAAAAUCGAGGAGUGGAUGGAGCUGCAGAAGCGGGUUAGGAUCUACGAAUUGGGUUCUCUGCCGCCGUUCCUGCUCGUCUUCGCCGGAGAGAUUGUUCCGGUGAACCACCGGUGGAAUCAGCACGGCCUGGGAGGGGACAAUUUCAGGGGAUUGUGCAGGGACUUGCAUCCCGGGCCGGUGAGCUUGCUGCAUUGGAGCGGGAAAGGGAAGCCGUGGGUUCGGCUCGACGCCAAUCGGCCGUGCCCGCUCGACGCGCUCUGGGCUCCGUACGAUCUGUUGCAGACGCCGUUCGCUCUGGAUUCGUGA
This is a messenger RNA of Linum tenue, 1062 nucleotides long. Lineage: Eukaryota; Viridiplantae; Streptophyta; Magnoliopsida; Malpighiales; Linaceae. The record is from the annotation of a GenBank genome assembly.